AGUUGGCGCAAAAUGAACGCUUCGGUGAACGAAACCGAAUGGGAGCCGAGCGCCGAGUUGGCCACCACUCUCAUCCAGACGCUGGGCGCGCUCGUCGGCGUCUUCCUCUCACUGCUGACCAUCGUGGGCAACGUCCUCGUGAUGAUCGCCUUCAAGACGGACAAAACGCUGCAAACCAUCUCGAACUACUUCCUGCUGUCGCUCGCGCUCGCCGACUUCCUCAUCGGCUGCAUCUCCAUGCCACUCUCUCUGGUCUACAUUCUGGCCAAUUACUGGCCGUUCAGCGCGCUCCUCUGCGACGCGUGGCUCGCCAUCGAUUAUCUCAACUCCAACGCUUCCGUUCUCAACCUUCUGCUCAUCUCUUUCGACCGCUUCUUCUCCGUCACGCGCCCUCUCACCUAUAGAGCGCGCCGCACCACCAGACGCGCGUGCGCCAUGAUCGCGGGCGCGUGGCUCGUGUCCGCAUUAUUGUGGCCGCCCUGGAUCUUCGCGUGGCCGGCCAUUGAGGGCAGAAGGACGGUUCCCGCUGACCAGUGCUACAUCCCGUUCCUCGAGUCCAACAUCUGGGUCACGAUCUCCACCGCUCUCAUCGCCUUCUGGCUGCCCGUCACGCUCAUGUGCGUGCUCUACUGGCGGAUCUGGCGCGAGACGGAGCGUCGCUACAAGGACUUGACGGCUUUGGUGUUGGUUUCCCAUUCGCUGUCGUCGUCGCGCAACUCCUCUCAAGGUCACGCCGCGACCUCAGUCAGCUGUUGGCAGAAGUGCUGUCAGAAGACGGCGGCGUCCACGACGUCCAUCGCGAUGUCGGGCGAGACGCCGCCCACCAGCGACUCCAUCUACACCAUCGUCAUUCACCUGGAGUGCGCCAACAAUGAGCACGCGGCCACCACGCCGCCCACCAGCGACUCCAUCUACACCAUCGUCAUUCACCUGGAGUGCGCCAACAAUGAGCACGCGGCCACCGUCACCAUGCUCAACACCUGCGACGCGCCGCCCUCGCCGCCGCCACAGCGCAUGCGCGCCCCCAUCCAGCCCAAGAGCGAGCGCAAGGCCGCGAAGACGCUCUCUGCCAUCCUGCUCGCCUUCAUCGUCACGUGGACGCCGUACAACAUCCUCGGUAUGCAUAAUGAUCACGUGACCACUGUUGACUCCCUCUUUAUUUCAGUGUUCGUGAAGACGUUCUCGCCGACGGCGGUGGACAGCGACGGCCUCUGGUGGCAAUUCGCGUACUACUUGUGUUACAUCAACUCCACGCUCAACCCUCUCUGCUACGCGCUCUGCAACCAGAACUUCCGCAACACUUACAUCCGGAUCCUCACGUGUCGUCUCCGACAACAGCAGACGACGACACACACGACACACAGACAACAACACAGACGACACGAACAACAAGUGAGAAUCUCGGCGUUCUUGAACAACGCCUGGAACUCCUGUCUCGUGAGCCGCACGUACCCCUCGGGCGGCACGUGCUGUUUGGGCGCGAAGUACGCGUGGAACGUGUUCUCCUCCGUUUCGUUCCUUUUGUCCAUUUUUACGAAACAAUCAUUGACUCACUUCUGGUCGUCGCGCGCCUCCGCGUCGUCAGCAGUCUCGGCCACCUCGAGCUCCACCUCUGGUUUGGGCAGCAGUUUGGUGACCAAAGAGUUGACGUGUUGUCCGAAAGUCUCUUCUUUCACCGGUUUUUGUCUCCAAUUCGUGAUCACCACGUGCUCGGCGUCCGUCUCCACGGCGACCGGCACCGUCAGGAAGUGCUUGUCCAUCGCCUCGGAGGCCGCCGUCUGCAUGGGAUCCGCGCUCUGGCCUCUGAUUGGCCGCCAGCCGCCGAAGUCGAUGCUAACCAAUGAGAGAGUGUUAUUCGAAAAUUCAAAAAUUCAUUCCAUACUCAAUGGGGUUGUGGAAGGAAACCCUUUUGGUGACGAAGGGAACGCCGCGAGAGCGCGAGACGACAAUCGAGAGACAGAGCAGCAGAAUAGAAGACACGAUUUGGGAUUCGAAACCCGUUUUUCUGGUUUGAAUUCCGGCGCGCGAUUCGAAGCGACGGAUUCUGCGUUCCAUUGCCGCGAUUGCGCGCAUUGUUGUCACUCUCGGGACAAAAUGGCGGAAUUGGAGUCCAAUUUGGAGACGGUUUGCGAACACGAGCCCAAACUAGAGUCCAGAACAGUCGCCACGCGCGCUUAUGGCGACGUCCGCGUCCACGUCCAAGGCUCUCUGGACCAGAUGCAGUCGAAGGCCGUGUUCCUCACAGUGCACGACAUCGGCGCCAACCACAGUUCUUGGAAGGACUUCGUGGACAACGAGUCGAUGCUGGAGAUCAAGAACCGCUCUGUGUUCGUCCACUUGGACGUGUGCGGCGAGGAGGUGUUGGCGGACGUGUUGGACGCGCUGCACGUGCCGCUCGUGGUCGGCCUCGGCGAGGGCGCCGGCGCCAACAUCCUGGCCCGCUUCGCGCUGCGCCACCCGGAGCGCGUGCUCGGCCUCGUGCUCGUGCACCUGGUCAGCGCCGAAGUGGGCUUCCUGGACCAGUUGAAGGAUCGGCUCUUCUUCCGCCGCAACUCCCAGCAGAUGUCGCCACUCGACAUCGUCGCGCUGCACAAGAUCGGGAAGGAGCGUGACGAGACGUCGCGGCGCCUGAUGGACGCGUACGGGGCGCGCGUGCAGACCAUCAAUGCGCGCAAUCUCCGCAAAUACGUGACGGCGUACAUGGAGAGGAAGGAGAUCGCGGAUCUGCGCGAGCUGGACGUGCUGCUGGUCACUGGCGCGAAGUCGCCGUACUGCGCAGGCGUGGAGGCCAUUCACUCGAAAUGCAACAAAACCAAGACUUCGCUGUUGAAAGUGGACGAAUGCACUGACGUCAUCAGCGAAUUUCCCGACAAAUUGGCGCAAAGUCUGCUUCUGUUCGCCAAAGGAUUGGGAUUUCUCACUUCCUGUCCUUCGGCCGACGGCAAGUGGUCGCGACCCGAAGACUCUGGGCUCCAUCGGUCGCCGGCGCACUCUCUCGAUGGAGGAAUACGUUUCAACGACAACGAACUCGUGAUCAACAAUGAAGAGUUCGUUCGCCGAUCGAAACCCGAAUUCAAUGGCAGUUCUGUCGUUCGCGUCGUUCGAGGCGUCCAUUCGUCGUCUACUGUCGUCUCUUUCUCUCUGUGUUCUCCCAAACGCUCCGAUCGAUCGUCUCUACACUGCGUUCGGAGCGAAGAGCGCGCGCGUCAACUCUCCUCAGCAUCUCUUCAUCCCAACGCAUGCGCACAACACUCACAUCACUCUCGCACGCGCGAACGACGCCUGCGGUCAGCGUUGAGGUCGAGAUCGGACGCCGAGUGUCGUUGUGGUCGUCGUCUCGAGCGGUGUUGCGGUCGACGACAGGACGACGAGAACGGGUGGUGUCGUCGGUGUCGUCGGCGCGUCGUUUCUGUCGUCGUUUGCGUCGCUUUUGCGCAAAAAAAAUCUGGAUUUUCGCCAAAAAGUGAAACAAAAAUAGUUUUUUCAAUGUUUUCGCGAAACGAUUGCAAAACUCAGGAAAAUGGAGAGCAGAAGAGCGUGAAUGACAUCUCCAGUCGUUGUCUGCGUUUUCGCCAUUUUGGCGACGAAUGGCAACAGAUCUGCGAAACGCUUCUUUCCUGCGAACAGUUGUUGACAGUUAUGUCUGUGAAUGAAGACAACAAUUGCCAAACAAUUUGCGACACAAUCGACGACACAUCGCGACUACAGUUGCGACAAAUCAUUAGAUCCAUUGAACCCAAGAAAUACUCGAAAACAGCGCACAAGAGAUCCGCUUCCGGCCGAAGAUCUUCUUACCACAGACUCAAGGCUUUGACACAACUCCUCAUGACUUCCAAUCUGAAGCGCUCGACGUCUCUCCAGUCGUUACGUGUCGUCAAAUCUCCCGACGACUGUAUGGACGACACGACGGCAACGCUUCCACGACUCGGACGCCGUCCGCGAAUCACACGAUACUAUCACUCGUUGGACGUCUCGGACGACAACAAUGACGACACCAACGACGGCGACGACAGCCCACACAAGUCGGGCGACAGAAGCGGACUGUCGUUAGUGUUGUCGUCGUCGCCGUCGACACAACUGUUGCCAACGACAGCCAUCCAGAAGCAGUUGAAUCGCCACUCGUGUGACGUCACGAGUUUACUGCUGUCGCCGUCGUCGCAGUCGUCGUCUCAGAUGACAAACUCGUCGCCAAACGGCAGACAAAUACUUAAAUACUCGAAGAAACGGUUGAGAGGUCCUUAUGGAGAGAUGUUGGAGUCGAUGAUGAAUACGAAGAACAACAACGAAGAGAACGACACGAAACACAAUCUGUCGUUCAUUCAGGAGUUGUUGAGAGAAACCGAGAAACAGAGACAACAAUUGGACACCAAUGCGAAGGAGACGACGGGAACGGCUGUCGUGGACGCGACGCCCGAGACGACGACGACGUCAAUAAUGGCGACAAUCGGUCGUCAUUUGGACACCAGAACCCAUAUUGUGGGCGAACUCUACGACACGGAGAAGAGUUUUUGCGAACAAUUGCGAGAUUUGGUGGAAAAGUAUUCGAAACCUUUGACCGAAUUAUUGAUCAUUGAUUCGAUUUUCGUGGAAAUCAUUUUCGGCAAAAUCCCGGAAAUCCUUUUGAUCCACUCGAAGUUCUUGGAGGGGUUGCGGCACCGGAUGUGCUCGUGGUCGCCGCUGGAGACCACUGUCGGCGAUCUGUUCGCACUGUUCGACGAGAAGAGCGUUUCCUCCGCUUACCUCUCGUUUGUCGACAACUGGUUCGAAGCCAAACAUCUGGUGAAACAGUUGUCGCGCGACAAACCCCUCUUCCAGAAGUUCCUGACCGAACAGUCACGUGAACACCGCUCGAAGCUCUCAUUGGACGAACUCAUGAUUUCCGUCAUUCAAAGAAUUCCUCGUUUCGAGCUUUUGUUGAAACAGUUGCUGAAAAACACGGCGAAAGAGCACAAAGACUACGCGCUUCUCAACAAUGCCUUAAAGAAAAUCCAUUCGUUGGCGCUGUAUAUCAAUCGCGUGAAGAACGACGCGGACGUCAUCUCCCACUCGUCGUCGCUGUCGUCGACGACAACGACGGCGCAGUUGGACGUCAACCAGUCGUCGAUCACAAUCAGCCAAUUGGAGACCAUUUGCGACGGACUGCCGGCGGCGGCGCUCUUGGGCUCAACUCUUCACGAAAUAGCUUUCGUUUCGAUUCGAAAAAGAGAACGAAUUUUGCUUUUAUUCUCGAAUCUAUUGAUUAUUGUUUCGAUUAAAGGGAAGAAAAAAUCGCAAAAAUUCGAAGAAAACAAAUACAAA
This is a messenger RNA of Medioppia subpectinata, 5298 nucleotides long. NCBI's taxonomy places the organism in Eukaryota, Metazoa, Arthropoda, Arachnida, Sarcoptiformes, Oppiidae. The record is from the annotation of a GenBank genome assembly.